Corticium candelabrum is the source of this 1802-nucleotide messenger RNA. RefSeq names its product WD repeat-containing protein 49-like. Bases 1 to 1614 code for a protein of 537 amino acids. The record is from RefSeq and is a predicted model, not a curated record. Lineage: Eukaryota; Metazoa; Porifera; Homoscleromorpha; Homosclerophorida; Plakinidae. The transcript has 17 exons. Gene Ontology annotation, molecular function: protein binding.
AUGAAGAAGAAUUAUCCGAAGAAGGCAGAGGCCUGUCGAUUUGCCUAUACCAGCUACCAGAAAGAGUUAAACACAUUGAAAGGAUGUCUUCGAGGGAAAGAGCUUGUUACUACAGAAAAAGUAUUGACUCAUCAAGAUCCUGUUCGAUGUGUGAAAUACAAUUCUAGCUUUAAGCUAGUUCUCACCUGCUGUGAUGGAUCAGUGGUGAGGCUGUGGGACCUGGAGACAGGAGUUUUGGUGUUUGAAUUCUCACAUGCUCAUGACGAUCAGCCUAUUGUUGAUAUGGCAUUUGAUUUGAGUCAAAGAAGACUAUUCACAGCAGGUCAAGAUGGAACCAUCCGCUGUUGGAACUUCAACAAUGGUGCAACUCUUAAUGUAUUUAAAAAAGACAACAGACAAGAGUUUACCUCGCUAGCUUAUGUCAACCACAACCAGAACAGAUUCAUUGUAGGUGUUGGUUGGGAUCGAAGACUUAAUAUCUUUCAUGAUGUAGGAGGCCAUAUGGUACAAUAUCCUCAGAACUACUGGCCAGAAGAUUUACAACGUGGUCAUCAAGAAGACAUCCUCGAUGUUAUUUAUUGUCCUCCUCACUUUAUUGCAACCGCUUGUUUUGAUGGAGAGAUCAUCAUAUGGAACUUGGUUUCUGGUAGUGUUUUUUCAAGACUUCUUCCACCUAAACCAUCACAAGUGACAUCAUAUGAUCCUUUGGAAGGAGAUGCUGCUGUAUCAUGUUUAGUCUUUUUGGAGACACGAUUGCGCACGAGGAGUUCAGCUUCAUUGAUAUCAAAUGGACCUAAAGGCUGUGUUCAUUUCUGGCAAAUCUACCAUUCUAAACUUAUGGGUUCAUUCAGUGCUUCACAAAGAGAAGGUGGUGUCAGUACUAUGGCCACAACUGCUAGCAACGCAUUUCUUUUUACUGCAGAUUAUGGUGGGUUUUGUUCUGUGUGGGACAUCAGAAAUUAUUGUUUACUCAAGCCAAGCUCAACACCUCCACGAAUGGCUACAACAUGGCAAGCUCAUGCGGAUUGCAUUACUAGCAUUGAAUUUGUUGAGCAGCAAGAAUUACUUCUUACAUCUUGUGUUGAUUGUUGUGUUCGUUUAUGGACUGUGGAUGGGCAUUUUAUCGGAACCUUUGGACAAACUCAACAAUGGAACACUCAUGACUCUUCUACGUUUGAGCAUCCCAUGGUUCCUUCAGAUGUUCUGAGAGACCCCAUUGAGAUGCAAGGACAGCAGAUUGAUACAUCACCACCAGAUAUUGUGACAGUUGACAUAGAAGAUAAUGUAUAUGAUAAUGAGCAAAAUGGAGAGGAUAUGGAAGCAGAUGAGCAGGAAGAGAUCAUAUCAUAUGUUCAGUCAUCAACAAUGUUUCCACCACUUACUUCACAAAGGUCCCAUCUGUCUCACCGUCCUUAUUCAGUUCAUUCAACUGACUCAGCUGGUCAUGGCAAACGCCUUCGACACGAGGUACACAAACCAAAGCCACAAAAUCGUGGAGGAUUGCCAAAUUAUUAUCGAUCACUACCAUACUAUAACGUGGAAUCAGUGGAGCUACCAGAACAGCCAAAUGCUCCUGCUACUGCAACCAGGCAGGGCAAAUUUGAUGAGCAAUGAAAAUAAUAAGCAUUUACUAUUCAAGAACUCCAGACAAGCAGCUCUCAGUGACUUUGAUGAAUGGUUGGCUUUGUAGUGUUGAAUGUAACGUUUAUUGUACAGAUUGGUCAUUAUAAUCUAUUGUUUAAACUAGACAGAGCACUCAAAUGUAAUCGGGCACUCAAUCAAUUAUACAUAAUGUACAUGUA